AUGCCGAACGAAAAAAGCUCAAAGAAACGUAGGCAUGCAUCUUUAAAUGACGCGUCUAACUCAAGUAAAAAAGAGCAAAUUUCCAACUCGAAAAAUCGAAUAUUAUCUAAAAAAAACAAGGUCGCGAUAGGAGGAGAACCUGAGAAAAAUGAAUCUAAACAACUUAAUGAUAGCACAUCAAUAUCAAAAGUCACAAAUAGCGAUAAUUCUCCGUUAAAAACAAAAAAUUUCCGUAUGAUUGCUGGUAGUUACGAACGAAUUCUUUAUGGAAUUGAUGCGAAGUGGAUAAAAUCUAAUGAAGAAACCAAAUUGCAUUUGAAGCCAAUAUUUAUUUUCCCCGCGCAUAUCGGGUGUAUCAAGACAGUAGCAGUUGGUGGUCGAUAUUUGGCAUCGGGUAGUACGGAUGAAAUAAUAAAAUUAUAUGAUCUAAAAAAAACAAAAGAGCUUGGAUCUCUGAUACAACAUCAAGGAUCAAUUACAACUCUUCAAUUCUAUAAUAAGAGUCACAUGCUAAGUGGUAGUGACGAUGGUAAUAUCUGUAUUUGGCGAACGAAGGACUGGGAAUGUCUGAAAACAAUGAAAGGGCAUAAAGGACGAGUCAAUUCCUUGGCAAUACACCCGUCUGGUAAAAUUGCUUUGUCGGUUUCAAAUGAUAAAACUGUGCGUUUAUGGAACUUAAUGACCGGAAGGAAAGCAAAUUCAAAUAAAAUUGGAAAAGAAGGUGAAAUAGUGAUUUGGAAUACGACCGGUGAACAAUAUGCGAUUUUAAUGAAUAAUGAAAUUGACAUCUACAGUAUUAAAAAUGCUCAAGUCGUCCAUAAAUUCCAACAGCGAUCUCGAUAUGUUUGCAUGAAGUUUUACGAACAUCCAGAAUUAGGCGAAUUAUUGGUGACUGGUAGUGAAGAUAAGACGAUAAAUGUUUAUGACGUUAAUGAUAGUAAAUGUUUGGUAACUUUGAUCGGUCAUAAAAAUAGAGUCAAAGCUAUCGAUAUCAUUCAUUCUGCACCAGACGAAAAAUCUAUAUCACCGUUAACUAUCUUGGUGUCCGUUUCAUCGGAUGGUGAAAUCAAUGUGUGGAAUUUAAGUGAAGCGUUAGAAUUUUCCAAAAAUGAUAACAAUAAAAAUCAAAAAAUUCAAGAAAAUCCAUCCAAUAAUAACACAAUAGCGUUCACAAAAAUAUUAGCCUCGUAUGACACUAAAAGUCGCUUAACGUGUCUUGUACUUUCAGGAGGAUUUGGUGAUGUUGGAGAUGAUGAUAUUGGCGAAGACGACAACGAUGAUAUUGUCAUGGGUGAUGAAGAUAACGAAUAA
This is a messenger RNA of Ambispora leptoticha, 1311 nucleotides long. NCBI's taxonomy places the organism in Eukaryota, Fungi, Glomeromycota, Glomeromycetes, Archaeosporales, Ambisporaceae. The record is from the annotation of a GenBank genome assembly.